Messenger RNA from Trachymyrmex septentrionalis, 816 nucleotides. Its product is annotated as peptidyl-prolyl cis-trans isomerase A2-like. NCBI's taxonomy places the organism in Eukaryota, Metazoa, Arthropoda, Insecta, Hymenoptera, Formicidae. The coding region runs from base 118 to 816 and encodes 232 amino acids. Gene Ontology annotation, molecular function: peptidyl-prolyl cis-trans isomerase activity. The record is from RefSeq and is a predicted model, not a curated record. Gene Ontology annotation, biological process: protein folding; protein peptidyl-prolyl isomerization. The transcript has 5 exons. Gene Ontology annotation, cellular component: intracellular membrane-bounded organelle.
UGCACAUACUUCUUGCAUCGUUUUUGCACCGCUACGUCGUAAUCGUGAUUGCAGUUAAAAAAAAACAGACCUGCAACGUCUGUAUCAGGACAUCAUUUGGGACAAAAUCGUAAAAGUAUGAAGUGCCUAUUGAUGAUCAUCAUUCUCGUGGCUAUCACCUCGACCAUUAAGGCAGAAACAUUUAGAGUCACUGAUCAAGUAUAUUUCGAUAUCAUGAUUGAUAAUCAUCCAGUUGGUAGGAUUAUUAUUGGUUUGUUCGGCGAUAUUGCUCCAAAAACGGUGAAAAACUUUAUCACUUUUGCUACUACUGGUAUAGCUGGAAAAAAAUAUGCAGGGACCAAAUUUCAUCGCGUGAUAAAAAAGUUCAUGAUUCAAGGUGGUGACGUCGAAAAUGGCGACGGUACUGGUUCCAUUAGUAUUUAUGGAAAAUAUUUCGAUGAUGAAACUUUUGAAGUAAAACAUACCGGACCAUUGAUCGUCAGCAUGGCAAACGCUGGAAAGAACACCAACGGUUGUCAAUUUUUCAUUACUACCAUACCAACUCCUUGGCUAGAUGAUCACCAUACAGCAUUUGGAAAGGUGGUUAGCGGUGAAGCUGUAGUUUUUAAGAUCGAACAGACCAAAACGGAUAGCGAUGACAUUCCAUUAGUACCUGUAAUAAUCUAUGACAGUGGAAUUCUUCCAACGGAGCCAUUUACUAUAUCAGAUAACCCUUACGAUGUAUGGGCGUGGAUUAAGGCGACCUGCGUGCCGUUGGGAUUUAGCUUCUCGAUACUUGCAAUCUUUCAUUAUAUGAUGAAACAAUUGGAUGUCUAA